AUGGUCCUGCUCAAUGGCCCUCAGCCCAUCGAGGGCCGAUAUGUGACGAAUUGGUCCUCCGUGCCGUCGGAGCCUGUGGCCACCUUCGUGGACCCACCCGUCGGUCUUACGGCGGAGCUGAGUUGCGACUGUGACGUGGUGCCAGCCACGGUCUCCUUGUCCUGGAAGUCCUCCAACUUUGAGUCGCUACGGCAGUCAGCUGCUGGAUCUCCCGUAGACAUGGACACUGCCUUUGCGUCGUGGCCGGGGCUGAUGCCCAUCAAGAUUCAAGUUCGAUGGCGUGUGGUUCGCUGCCUGUCCAGUGUCGGAGAGGCCUUGCCAAAGAGCCUUGCCUCUGGCAACUACACCGUCUCUGCUGCCAUCGACAAUUUGGUCAAAGACGCUGACUUCAGGAUCGAGGAUGAUACCUGGCACUACACUUACAAGGAGGCACUCCACGGGGUCAUAUGCGUCUUCUCGGUCCGUGUGGGCACAGCCUUCAAGUGGUCUCCAUGGUCGGAGGACAGCCCUGCCCUGGUGGUGGAAGUGCAUGAGCCGUCUCCCCCAGGUGUGGCCAGAUCGCCCCAGACUGCAGAAUUGGACGAGGACUUGGAGGCCUUGGCACGAAGCCGAGACCCUGAGAAGGCGUCCGGGUUGACGGCGAAGUGCAUCGAGAUCCGUCGCCUCACAGACUCGGAGGGCGAGGCGACCUGGAUGCCCUUUACGACGGAGGGCCUCCUGACCUGGGUGGAAUACCGCGUCACGGUGUGCAGCCUCGAUCGCCCAGACGACACGCCGCAGUGGGAGAAGAUGGGCAUCGUGGCUGGUGUGGUGCAGAUCCGGGACAAGGUGGACCAGGUCACCAUGCCCCUUCGAGGGCUCUUGCCAAACCAGUGGUAUUGUAUCCAGGUGGAUGCUCGCUAUCCCUACGUGGGCAAGCGGGCCUUCUCAGACCGCAAGGCGCUCUCCCCGCCCUUCCUGACGCCGUUCCCCUCACGGCCCCCGUUGCAGCCCAUCCCCGUGCGAAUGGAGCUGGACGAGGAGCUGGAGGAGCUUCCGCCGGAAGAGGAGGGGGAGGACUUUCGCUGGGCUUUGCGGCCCUGGGUCUCCUUGCGAGUGGAGAAGGGCUUUCUUCCAGAGAAGUACGUGCUCCAGUACAAGGAAGCGGUUGGUGGAGGAGAGGAACUGGGCAAGGAGCACUUUGAAGGCUGGCAAGAGCCAGUAGUGGUGGAGCGCUUCAGCAAAGACAAGCGGAACACCGACCAAUGGGACAUCGUCCGUGUGGGCCUCCCAUCAGGUGCGCCCGAGGUGGUCCUGCUCCGCUUGAUGACCUUGUCGCCCAAGACAGCUGCGCCCUUGCAGUGGAGCAGUGCGUCACCCCCUGUGGUGAGCUCCGUCGCCGUGCCACGGCUGGCCGACCUGGGCGCCGGCACGGUGAUGCGGCUCAUGCCCACAUCCUUGGGCUUCCGGCUCUUCCUGCGCUUCUUCCUGCAACCGGGCGCCAUCUCAAGGGAGGGCCACUUGCCUCUCAUUCUACAGCGUGCGGCCACGCCCAACGAAUCGGUCGGCCAUCGCUAUGUGACUCAGUACCAGCUGCGAGUUCGGAUGAAGGGGGAGACUCAAAAGGAGCUGCCAGUGGGAGUGCGAGGCCCCCGACGCUACAUUGAGUUGCCCCCCAGUUCUCUUCCGACGCCCUGCACAGCGCCCGGCGAGGUGACUGACAUGGGCGAGCCGGAGACCACCGAGGAGGCCUUAGUCGCCGGGCUGCUGGGGCACUUCGGCACGAGGUAUGAGCUCAUGGUUGACUUGGAGGAGAAGCUUUGGGAGGUCCUGAUGGGACACGAGCUUUUGGAGGCCUCCAUGCGAGUUGGCACAGAGCAUCGCUGGUCUUGUUGGACACCAUGGUCAGGGGCACAGGGCCUUCAACUCCCCUUGCCGACCCCGCUCAAGACGAGCAGCGCCAGUGCCGAAGCUCUGGGCCCCACGGCCAUCCGAGUGAGCUGGGCGCCCUUCGACCGCGCCCCGGGGGUGACCAGCUUGGAGUAUGUGAUCCAAGCGGAACCCCUUCUGGGUGAGGAUGGAACCUCUGGCUCCAGCUCACCUGCUGAGACGGUGAUUUGCUUUCAGCACGAGCCCCGGAAGCACGAUGGCCAGCUCGUGGUCACACCACAGUUCCAGCGGCUCUUGGAUCCCAAAGAGAUGUCCGGCCUGGGCCGACUCGUCAGUGCCUUUCAGGACAUCCGGGACCUAGAGGGGGCCGACGAAAAAGACACCAAACUGCAGGUAGAGGUGUCAGGUCUCUUGCCCUGGACCAGUUACCUGGUCUCGGUCUCUGCCCGCUACCCGGCAGGGGCAGGCCUCUACCCACGGAGCCAGCUCGAAGGCAAGUCAGGCGGCUUGGGCUUGCUGGUGGGCCCCAAACUCACCACGCAGGUGGAGACACCUGGAGGGCCCAACACUCCAACGCCUCCACGACAGGUGGGCUGGAAUGAUUUCGCGCACGACCUGGGAGAGGAUGCGAGCUUCCAACCCAACAUGCGUGCCAUCCUGCUGAGCAUCGAGGACCGCAGGGACUAUGUUUUGGAGUACAGAGCCUGCUCACCCUUCUGGGCGCACUACGACCCACAGGUGGGGGCAGCCCUCAAGGAGUUCCAAGGCAGUUGGCCACGGCAAAAGCUCGAGGAGGGCGCAUGGAAGCGGGUCCCCACGGUGAAACGCUUGGGCAAAGGUUUUGGAGAGGCCUACAAACCUCAGAACACGGCGGUAUCGGAAGAGGCACGUUUUGACGAAACCGGCGGCCAGAAAGGGAAGGGCUGGAUGGUGGAUUUGAAGGUUUUAUUGGAGGUCAUGAGUUUUUGGUUGUGCAGGGCUUUGGUGCCAGUUGCCCAUCUUUGCUGGCGGUUGGCCGUUGGCCUGAUUGAGAGAUAUGUCUUGCGAAUGGUGGGAAUGGGUCAACAGGGGGGGUUUAUGUUGGAUGCACCUGGAGCAGCCGACGACUGGGAUUUUUCACCUCAUGAAACCUGA
Messenger RNA from Durusdinium trenchii, 3003 nucleotides. Lineage: Eukaryota; Dinophyceae; Suessiales; Symbiodiniaceae. The record is from the annotation of a GenBank genome assembly.